AUGAGCCAGACUGCAGACAACGUCGACUCUUCGCAUUGGCGCGCAGAACUGCAGAGGCUCGUUAGUGCGGUCAUCUCGCCUGAUGAGCUGCAGUGGAAGAGCAUUGGGCGCAAAGAUAGUGCAUCUUACAUGCAACGAGUAUUAGAUCAGAUCAGGUCCAGGUGGGCUCGGGGACUGCAUCAUUCUUCGUCUUCUACGCGUGCAACACUAGCUGAAAAUGUUGCCUCCCUUGCCUCGCACCUCAAGCCGUUCUCUCGGCAACAAUCAUCUCAGUUCCGCAUUGCCACUGCUCUUCUGUUACCUUUGAACAAAAUUAUUGAAGGCCCAUCAACUGAAGUUGACGUUCGUGUACGGCGACAAGCAUUUAAUGUUUUCAGAACCGUCGUCAAAGAACAUUCAGCAGAUAUUCAAUCUGACGAACCGCCACCUGUAUUUGAUUUCUUGCAACGCGGGUUCAAUGACAAGGACCGUUCCGUCCGAGUUGAUGCUGGUCGCGCACUUUCGGAUUUGAUCCACAUCCACUCUUGUGCAACUGACAGGGGAUGCAAAUUCAAUGAAACGAUUUUCAUGAAGAUCAACGGAUUACUUGAAUCAGGUGUGAAGGAUGCGGUAAAAGAAACGUUGCUGGUUACUAUCGGUUCUAUUGGGCGCAGUGCUCAGUUUGAGCUUCUUGGAUUAAUUGUCCACUGUUUAAUAUCCCAACUAGGCCAAGAUAAUCCUGUAUUGAAAGGCUUAGCUUACACACAACUUUUGGAGAUAGCGAAAGCACAAAUGAAGUCCCCUUACAAUCUUGUCUCGCCGUAUCUCUCCCAGGUCGCAACAUUCGUCGUCUCCCGGAAGUGUACGAACCCAAUGUUGAUAUUCGAGACGUGUCGAUUUCUAUCUGUGCAUCCAACCGAUUUUGUCUCUGUCACGUUACCCAAAACUCUUCCGUACCUCUUUGCUAACUCCGAAGCGAAGGUAAUAGAGGAGAUUUCAGAGGAUUUGGGUGAAACGAUUUUGUCGCUAUUCAUGAAUCAUUCUCACCAGAUCCUUGCUCAUGUGUAUCAACAACAUGGGCCAGCACAAACAACGGGGUCUUUGACGUUCAUUAUGAACAUAAUUUCUAGGGGUGCCAAGUCCAAGUCUGCUGAUCUCACCGUCCAAGGCAUGGUCCAGAGCUGUGUGGUGGCGCUGCUUGCAGAUCUAGUCGUGGUCCUAGGACAUGAGAAUGAAGAACGAGCUGCCUUGGCAGUGGACGCUUUGCGAAAAGUCCAGCGGUCAGUCACAAGCAACACCGAACUCGAAUUAUCUCUGUUCCUCAAGACAUACAUGCUUGGCAUUGUAUCCAACUUGAAUGAGAUGCUGCAAGAUGUUCACGGCAAGAAAUCAUUUCCAGCAAAGAAGCAGAUUCUACGCGGUCUAGAAGCACUGAUCGUCCAAAUUGGACCUCUUGUAAAUGAAGUUUCGCCUCAGAUUAUGGCUACCUUGCAAACGAUGUUUCUGGUCCCUGAACUUGCUGAAGUCACCCUAUCCACGUGGUACACAUUUCUGUCCAUGUUGAAUGUUGAGGACGUUAUUCCGCAUAUCGGCACUACUAGUGCAGCCAUUGUCUCUGCCUGGUCCGCUUUGUCUCCUUCCACACGGGAAUCCGCCAAGAAAUGUCUGCAAUAUAUCGUCUUUGAUGUUGGAAGCGUCCGAAAUAACGCGAAGGCACAUCUAGACGCAGUGGUGGACCUCAGUCAUAUCCUAGAACUUUCUGAGAUGCACGCCCAACUUCAGAGUAAGAUUCUAGAUCGGUGUUCCAGUAACAACGUCACAGUAGCUCAGAACAAUCAAGCCUCGCUUAUACAGAACCUUGCAGCGGGCGACGCAUUUGAUCCCUUAAUUGGAAAUAUACAAUUGACCUUAUUUCAGGGCUCUGACACUCUGCGACAAUUGGCGUUUGACUGCAUGGGAAUUCUUGGGGCGGUUGAUCCAGACCACACCAAAAUGAUCGUGCGGAAUAACUUUGAGGAUGCCGCAGAAGCAAGAUUGUUUGCUCUGCACGUCAUCCAGGACGUUCUCGUAGACGCUUUUCGGUCCACCAGCGACAUCAAGUAUCAAGGACAUCUCGCCUACACGAUACAAGAACUCAUGCACUUUUGCGAAUUCUCGACUACCCUGGUGUCAUCAGAAAACACGACAUCUGUCCCGGCGCGGGUCCGUAACAUGUGGAACGGGCUUCCAAAACAUGUGCUUGAAACAGUUACUCCACUUUUGGCAGGCAAAUUCAAAGCUUCACAUAAGGAAUUGCCCCAUCUUCCUUCGCCCAUUUACCCUCAUCAAAAGACCUAUCGAGAAUGGGUACAGCUAUGGACAGCUCAUCUAAUAACCAAAGCGUCUAAUGAUAUGGCGCGGAAGAUAUUUGGGGUCUUUCGCUCAGCAGUGCGUAACAAGGAUGUUGGUGUCGCUCACCACAUACUGCCUCACCUCGUAUUGAACAUUCUUGCCUCUGAGAACGAUGAAGAUACCAACUGCAUUAUCCAGGAAUUAACAGCUGUUUUGAAAGAUCAAGUAGCUCCUGAUAGUCCGUCCACUCCAGACAAGAAGUUCCUCAGUGCACAGGCUGUCUUCACGUUGUUGGACCAUCUUAGUGCAUAUGUACGAGUCCAGCGACAGGACCUACCGAAAAAAGCUGAAGGCAGAAGAUCACGAGCGAAUUCUGAAUUUGUGAUACGUCAGCAGCAGCUUAUGCGGGUCGACUCAGUCCUUUCUAGCAUCGAUCAUGAACUCAUGGCUAAAGCUGCACUACAGUGUCGAGCUCACGCUCGCUCACUUAUGAACUUUGAGAAGCGGAUAGUCUCGAUGAGAGAGCGGCAUCCCCCUCCUCCUCCAACGGAUUUCACACCCUAUUAUGAACGCCUUCACGAGAUUUACGCACAGCUCGACCAACCGGAUGGAAUGGAGGGCAUAUCGACGUUGAUCUUGUCCCCUUCAUUGGAACAUCAAAUCCGUCAACAUGAAAGUACUGGGCGUUGGACUGCUGCUCAAAGUUGUUGGGAAGUCCGUCUUCAGCAACAGCCUGACAAUUUAGACUUCCAUCUUGGACUCCUUCGAUGUUUGCGCAAUCUUGGACAUUAUGAUACUCUCCGCACACAUGUCCACGGCGUUCUUGUUAGAAACCCAGGGUGGCAGUCGGCUUUGGCAGACUUUCAGGUCGAAAGCGCGUGGAUGAUAGGAGCAUGGGACGACGUUUACAAGACCACAGCGGAUACAGAACAUGAAGGACCUUCCGUGGUUAAAGCUCGAGUUCUUCUUGCUAUGCGGUCUAGUGAACCUUUGCAGAUCAAAGAAAGCCUUAGGAGAGCACGUCUUGUUCUUGGUGCUCCAAUUGCUGCUUCUGGGCCAAGUGGGCAUCGUCGUGCUUAUGACGCCCUAGUCGAUCUCCACAUGAUUCACGAACUCGAAUUGAUCCACGAGACUGUGUCUAAUUUGCCGCCAAGUUCGCAAGGCCGUAAAUCUGCUAUUGUGACUCUUAGCCAAAUUCUUAGUGCACGUUUGGACCGUACAUUGCCUACCUUCCGCGUGCAUGAAUCCCUGCUUAGCAUGCGGCGAACAGCAUUUUCACUCAGCACAACCUCUCGACCAUCAAUCACAAGUCAAAUUGGUCAAUCAUGGUUGGCGAGUGCCAAAAUCGCUCGAAAAGCCGGACAGUGGCAGACCGCAUACAGUGCAAUGCUCCAAGCGCAAUACACCAACGCUCGAUUUAGCUUCAUGGAAAGUGGGAAGCUAGUCAGAGCACGGGGAGAGCCGUUACGCGCGCUCCAAGAACUUGAAAACUCCAUGCGCAUCUUAGGUUUCGUGGACAAUGAUACUGUUGACUUGACAAGAGAAGAUGAACAGUCCACACGGAUGAAGGCAAAGGUACGGACGUAUUUAUCGGAUGAAUGUAGCUCACGAUCCCACAAUCAGGCACAAAUUCUUCUUGCACGUUGGAUGAACGAGUCUGAUAGAUACGAAGCUUCCUACGUGCUCAAGCAGUUUCAGAACGCCGCCGAUUCAGCUCCGGGAUGGGAGAGUGCCUUUUACCACCUUGGCCACUUCCAGGACCAGUGUUAUAGGAAUCUAUCAGCAGACGACAAGUCAAACCGGGGAAUCAAGAUGAACUUCCAAACCAUCAAGUGUUUCACAGAAGCCGCUGCUUAUGGAAAUAAAUUUGUAUACCAGACUAUUCCUCGUUUGCUCACCUUAUGGCUAGACAUGGGCGAGCGUAAGGUCUCUGCAGAAAAUCCGUUGUUUGACAAGAUCAACACUGUCGUCGCCAGCUCCAUUGAUAGCAUCCCAGUAUACAAGUGGUUUACCGCAUUCCCUCAAAUCGUAUCCCGAAUUGGGCAUCCCAAUCGUGUUGUGUACUUAGUCUUGUCGAAACUUAUUUCAUCAGUCAUCCGAGAAUACCCCAAUCAGGCGCUUUGGUUCUUCGCAUCAGUCGUGAACUCGACGAAAGCCCUUCGCCAGCAGCGCGGAAGAACAAUAUUGGAUCAGCUGAAAAGCAGCCCAGCGAACACGGACUCCAACUUUCCGAACCUUAUAACAAGUCUUCACGCCAUGAUUGACGAGCUCCUUCGACUUUGUAAUUACUCCAUUGGCGAACGCAAGACGCUCAGCAUGCGCCGAGAUUUUCCCAAGCUACUUGGGAUGAAAGAUAGUAAUAUCCUCAUCCCUUUGCAAUCAUCGUUGACGGUCAACCUCCCGCCUGUCUCAUCUACGAACCACCGCGAUAAACGACAUAAUCUUUUUGACCCUUUGUCGCCCACAUUUGCUGUCUUCUACGACGACAUUGAAAUCAUGCACUCGUUGGCCAAGCCACGAAAAUUCACAGUUAACGGUUCCGACGGUAUUAAAUAUAUGUUCCUCGCCAAACCGAAGGACGAUCUGCGGAAGGAUGCACGCCUUAUGGAUUUCAAUGGGAUCAUUAACAAACUCCUCAAGACUAAUUCAGAAUCUCGGAGAAGGCAGCUUCACAUUCGGACGUACGGCGUGGUGGCAUUGAACGAGGAAUGUGGUGUUAUUCAAUGGGUGCCGAACACUGUACCUGUGAGACCCGUACUGUUGAAAUACUACGAGACGAGGAAUAUUCCAGCUUGGGAAUUAAAUGAUGUCACAAGGCACAUCAAAGACGGUACCGAUAAAGAAGCCGCUGACCUUUUUGUGAACAAAAUUCUUCCUGAGUUUCCUCCGGUCUUUCACGAAUGGUUUGUGGAAACAUUCCCGGAGCCAUCAGUAUGGCUAGCUAGUCGCCUAAAUUAUGGGCGUACUAUGGCAGUUAUGUCAAUGGUCGGAUUCAUCUUAGGGUUGGGAGAUAGGCACUGUGAAAAUAUCCUUCUGGACACCAACAACGGAGACAUCGUCCAUGUUGAUUUUAGCUGUCUCUUCGAGAAGGGCAAGACACUUGAGACACCCGAAAGGGUCCCUUUCAGACUCACUCAAAACCUUGUUGACGGCCUUGGGGUUACUGGCAUAGAAGGAGUCUUUCGUAUCGCCUGCGAAAUUACAAUGCAACUCCUCCGUGAUAACAAGGACCCCCUCAUGAGUGUUCUCGAUGCAUUUAUUCACGAUCCGCUAGUCGAAUGGGAGGAUGAGACGAGAAAGAGACAACGUCGCAAUGCGAAAGACAAGGACAAGGACAAAAUGAAUUCUGCUGCCAUCAAGACUGCCGAUUUGAGACUAUGGGCCAAGUCUGCGCUGCGGCCGAUAGAGCGGAAAUUGAAAGGACUAUAUUCCCCGACAAACGUGAAGGAGCGAACUUAUGGAGGAAUCACAAGAGGAGGAGAAGACGAACGGGAAAUCUCGACAAGUAAUCUCGUCCAGAUGCUCAUACAAGAGGCAGUCGACCCCGCGAACCUGGGUAAGAUGUAUCCUGGAUGGGCCGCAUGGCACUAGGGAUUCACUCUUGACAAGGAGCCCGUAUCAUGUUGUUGAAUGAUAUGCCCUGUAUUGUAUUUCGCCAUGCAUGUAGUACGACUCUUUACAUU
Suillus bovinus is the source of this 5993-nucleotide messenger RNA. RefSeq lists its product as uncharacterized. Bases 1 to 5901 code for a protein of 1966 amino acids. Gene Ontology annotation, molecular function: protein binding; protein serine/threonine kinase activity. The record is from RefSeq and is a predicted model, not a curated record. Gene Ontology annotation, cellular component: nucleus. The transcript has 25 exons. Lineage: Eukaryota; Fungi; Basidiomycota; Agaricomycetes; Boletales; Suillaceae. Gene Ontology annotation, biological process: protein phosphorylation; DNA damage checkpoint signaling; telomere maintenance.